UAUUAUUUCUUCAGGCUAAAUUUUAAGCCAGUUAUAUGCUUUGUUGAAGUCUGUGGGAUUACUAAUAAACCAACUAAAGUCAAGGACAAGCUUAAAGAGUGAGAUCAGCACAUAAAACGUGGAACAGCAGGAAAGAAAACUCAAAAAUGGGUCUUAUGGCUCAGAAAGCAGGCGGAGCGAGACCAGCAUCAGCAAAGGGGAUGUCUGGCACAGUAACUGCAAACAGAACAAGAAGAUCUGACUGACAGCUUUUUAUUGUAAUCACUUAUCAUACAAGCAACAAACCGGCAUUGUAUACAUUUUGUUAGAGAAGAAUAAAGUGAACGGAAAAACACCAGCAAAUGGGGGGAAAAAAAAAUUGGGGCUUGUAAUUAUAGUGUUAGUUACUUUUAUGUAGCAUUUCUUUUUACUUCAUUGUGCUAGAAGAUAUAAAACAGAGGGAGCAUGUGCAAAAGAGAGCUCUAUAAAAUGAUGAAUAUGGGUUAUAGACUGAACAAAUAUUGGUUAAAAAAAUAAAAGGUGUGGCGGAGCGGCAGAUAAAACAAAAGGUUCUGUUAACAAGUCGAAGUGAAUGCAAUCGGCGCUUGUUCUGCAGUCCAGAAAAUGAAAUAUGGAUUCAGACCUUCAUGUGGGCAAUAGAUUUUAAGGUUAUUUCAGGUAUUUCGAAGAAGCUCCAACUGUUUGGACCCAGCAGAAAAUGUUCUCCUUUUGGCGGUUUGCCCUCCUGUCAGUCAUCACCUUCUACAUUCUUGGUUCCACACUGUCCGAUUUCCUCUGCCGUGUUUUCAUCAUGCAGUAUAAAUAUACAUUUCCUGUAUUUCUCGCCUUCGGAGAGGUUCUGCUAACUUUGCUGGUUCUGAAGCUGUUAAGAAGAAUGGGAUGGGCCUUGAUUAAGCCGUAUUCCAUGCGCCUUGGGGAGCAAUUUCUUGUGCCUUCAAUUUGUUUCAGUUUUCAGGCCGUGUUGGACUUCUGGGCUGUCUGCUAUGUCCACUCCCGCCUCUUCUGUAUGAUCCAGCACCUCAUUCCAAUAGCUUGCCUGGCUUGGGAGUAUGGCCUUGGUAUGCCACAUGCCUGUUCCUCCAGGGUUCGCCUGCUGGUCACCAUCAUCAGUGUCUUUUCAUUUCUUCAAGAUAUUCAGAGCUUAUCGGAUGACUACCUCGCAUGUGUGUACAGCCUACUAAGCCUUCUCCUUGACAGCCUGUAUCUGUGUUGGCUACAGAUGACCAUACAGAUACAGUCGCAUGGCAGCACUUCAGUGGUGGAUGUAUACUACACAAUCAUUGUUAACAGCAGUCUAGUGCUCGGUCUUCUCUGGGUUCUGCAAAUGGACUACUCGCAUGCUAUUGCUCAGGGCAGCUGGAACAGUCUAAUAUUUAUGGGGUACCUAGUUGCAGUGUUGGGCCUGGGAUCCCUGUUUAGAUUCUUGAUCUGCUGGACAGUUCUCAGAGGAUCAGCAAUAACUGCUAGUAUCAUGAAAUUAGCAAAAGAAAACUUUAAUCUAAUAAACGGCUUGUGGUCCAGCUCCAUGCCUGCUUCUUUAAUCAGCCCCAGUGGGAUGGUUUUGUAUGCAUAUUGGAUCAUAACUGGAAAAACAAGGCUUGUAAUGGACAGCUAACAUCCAAAAACAAGAAGAGGUAAAGGUGCCCUUACAGGCUGAAAGAUCUGCUAAUCGACAAUUGUAAAUGUAAACAUAUGUUUGAACUGUAUGCUGUGUUGAAGAUCCUUAAUAUUAAAAAACACUAUGUGUGUAUCUGGUGCACAAGUUGGAUAUUUUUUUUGUCCAUUUCCAACUUUACUUACAGCUAUAUCAGGCUGAGUAUUUAAGCAAAUUUGAAAAUCAUUUACCAUUUUCACUCUUGAAAAAAAUUUUAAAAUCCCUCAUUUCACACAGGGG
This is a messenger RNA of Erpetoichthys calabaricus (reedfish), 1894 nucleotides long. RefSeq lists its product as uncharacterized. The record is from RefSeq and is a predicted model, not a curated record. Bases 698 to 1615 code for a protein of 305 amino acids. The transcript has 4 exons. Lineage: Eukaryota; Metazoa; Chordata; Cladistia; Polypteriformes; Polypteridae.